Messenger RNA from Talpa occidentalis (Iberian mole), 2322 nucleotides. RefSeq names its product glutathione peroxidase 8 (putative) (gene GPX8). Gene Ontology annotation, molecular function: glutathione peroxidase activity. The record is from RefSeq and is a predicted model, not a curated record. The transcript is spliced from 3 exons. NCBI's taxonomy places the organism in Eukaryota, Metazoa, Chordata, Mammalia, Eulipotyphla, Talpidae. Gene Ontology annotation, biological process: response to oxidative stress. The coding region runs from base 140 to 769 and encodes 209 amino acids.
CUAAGAAGGAGUUUUCUAUUCCUUAGCAGUGAAAAGAGCUUGUAUGUCCUUCCUGGUUUUCCGUUAAACUGAGCUAGUUUCAAGUUUCAGCUCCUCCUCAAAUUCCAGCCUGCUGAGACUUCCCCCAGAAUCAUCCAAAAUGGAGCCUCUUACAACUCACCCUUUAAGAUGUUCAGGGCCCAAAGCAAAGGUAUUUGCAGUUUUGCUGUCUAUGGUUCUCUGCACAGUAAUGUUAUUUCUUUUACAAUUAAAAUUCCUAAAACCUAAAAUCAAAAGCUUUUAUACCUUUGAAGUGAAAGAUACAAAAGGAAGAACGGUUUCUCUGGAAAAGUUCAAAGGCAGAGUUUCACUAGUUGUAAACGUGGCUAGUGACUGCCAACUCACAGACAGAAAUUACUUAGCACUGCAGGAGCUGCACAAAGAGUUUGGACCAUUCCACUUCAGCGUCCUGGCUUUUCCGUGCAACCAGUUUGGAGACUCGGAGCCCCGCCCAAGCAAGGAAAUAGAAUCUUUUGCAAGAAAUAACUACGGAGUAACAUUCCCCAUCUUCCACAAGAUUAAGAUUCUAGGAUCUGAAGCAGAACCUGCCUUUAGAUUUCUUGUUGAUUCUUCAAAGAAGGAGCCAAGAUGGAAUUUUUGGAAGUAUUUGGUCAACCCUGAGGGUCAAGUUGUGAAGUACUGGAGGCCAGAAGAGUCCAUUGAAGUCAUCAGGCCUGAGAUAGCAGCUCUGGUUAGACAAAUGAUCAUAAAAAAGAAAGAGGAUCUAUGAGAAUGUUCUUGAGUCAUUCUAAUGUGGCUCUAUUUUUAUAAUCCUCUAUUUUUCAGAAUACAGAAAUGUCUCCAUGAGGGUGUAGUCCCAUUAAGCACUCUGACAAAGGAUGAUUUUUUUCUUGUUAUCUUCCUAGUAAGUGUAAUGAAUGUCCCCAGGAUAUAGAUGGGGCUAGUCACAGAAUCAAAAUGAAAUAUAUUAAAAACCUCAUCUGACCAUACUGAAUCUGAAUACUGGGUCCCCAAAGGGUUUCAGUAGCCUCUUGUUUGACUUGCCAUUUUUUAAGAUUGUGUUUCUGGAAAUACCAACACACUUGACAACUGUUGGGUUCAUGAUCAUUGUGUGUAAUUGAAAUUUGUGGAGCAGCUAACUGCAAAUGGGUAUUUUGCUGUGAUAAAACACAAAAUAAAUGUUGAAAAAGUAAACUUUCCCAUCUCAUUCUUAUAGAAACAUUUUCUUUUUGAAUUUAUAUAUUGAUUUUCACCUUACCCAUUAAUCUCCUUAUUUUGCCCUUACCUCAUGCCAUUCUCUCUCUCAAUAUGGACCAGAAGAAUGGCUUUGAAGAGGUAUCCCGUAUUGAGUGUAAAUGUUGGCCUUUUAUGUUAUUUUAGUUUAAAAUAAUUAAAACACAAAAGCCAAGUCUUCUAAAUUUAGUAGGUUUUAUUGGUAUCAACAAGUGUCUUUCUAGAGAAGAUAACAUGUUGAAAUUUAACCUUAAAAAACAAAAUGAGGGGCCUCCCUGGUGGCGCAGGCGGUUGAGCACAGCGCUGUGAAGCUGUCCGCAGCCUCUGCAGCGCUGAUUAGAUCCCCGUUGGCAUCGGAACAACCCAAUGGCAAGGCAGACCUCUCCUGUCUCACCUGCUGCUCCCCUCAGCAGUGUAUUUCGUCAGUCUGCCUGUCCUGUUCCCUGCUCUGUCCCUGGUGAAUCCUCUUACCCUCCCGCACAUCUGGCCUGUACCCAGGUUCUUGUAUAAAUAAAAUAAAUCUUAAAAAAAAAAUGAAAACAGUAUUUACCUGGAAGAGAUACUUAAAAUCAUAAACACAAAUAUGCUGAAAUGGAAUGGUAUUGGGGAAUAACAAAAAGCGGAUGAGAUUUGAAAAGUAGCAAAAUGCCUGAGAAUUAAAUUUAAAUUAAGAAGGCAUCUAUUUAACCCACUAUUCUAAAAAUGUUUAAAUUUAAAUAAACUCAGAAUAGAAAUCAUUUCACAAUAACUUAUAAUUCAAUAGUGUAAUACAUUCCUCCUAUCUCAUUUAGAGUGUAACUAAGUGACCAGACCAACAGAGGCUUGUUACAAAUGCCCAUAUCUGUGCCCUGCAUGUUGGGCCCCACUACAUUUGACACUGCUCCAUGGGUCAAAAUGGCCUCUGAGAGAAUAAGAAAAUAAAGUCAUAUUGAUUAAAUCAUAUACUUUCCAACUCACAAGCUAAAUCUCAUGUUUUCUACCAAAUAUAAGUGUCUAUGGGUGCUUUGGUGGUGGGUGUGGGGUGUGACAUAUAUCUAUUCCCCUAGCCCACUUACAGUGUUACAAACCAAUGUUACCUCAAUAAAACAA